UUAGUGGGCAGCGGAACGUCGAACAGCGCGCACGGCCGGCAAAUGAGGCACUUGCUCCGGAAUCGCAUUCGGUGUCGGGAAACGGCCGGAGAUGGCCAAAUGAAGUGAAGUGUGGUGCGCUUAAAAAUAAACAGGCACGCGAAACAAGUCGAGAAGUGGUUCUGUGAAGAUCAGCCGUAGCGGGUUGGAAAAAAUCUCGCGGAAAAUCUGUAAAAUAGCUUGAGGAAGGAAUUUCGUUGCGUGCGUUGAAUAACACUGAUAAAACAAUAUACAGAGCGCUCAAACAUAAAUAAUAUUCCACAUGCAUAGUUCGGAAAUACAUCAGCUGCUAAAAUAAACGGAUCGACCGAAACACCAACAAAAGCCAGCCGAUUCGCCGAUCGUUCCGUGCCCGCUCAUGACGUCACGGGUGAGCAUCUGGCAAGAAGCAUCACCAACUGCAGCGCAACGAACGGACAUAAUAAACAACGAUAGGUAGCCGGAAACCCUUCCAGUCGUCAUCGAUGCGAGUGUCUGACCAGACCCGAGCAUGUCCAGGCGAACGCCAGUGGAAGGCCAAUCGAAACCGGAACCGGAAUUAAAGCCGAAACGGAAGCGAGCCGCCAAGACAUGUCCUCGCGACGGAGCUCCUUCCGCCGGAGAGAGAAGCCGGCCUUCGAGCGCUUCAAGGACCACUGCCGCCACUUUACGGCGUUUAUGUUCAGCAACGUGGGCAUCAUCCUGCUGGUCACAUUAUACAUAAUCGGCGGAGCGUUCAUAUUCCAGGGCAUCGAGAUAUUCGAGUACGAAAGGCUGAAGUCGGAGAAACCGCAUCGAUUCAUCCCACGGAACUUAAGCGGGGAGUGCCUGACGCGUAUUUGGGAAAUCACUGCGCAGAACAUUAGCUUCUUUGACCACCAUGCCUACAGGAGGCGGGUUAACGAUGUGCUGCUGGAUUACCAGCGAGCCAUAGUGACGAAGCAGCUCAAGGGGCCCGACGUGGAGCAGUGGAGCUUCUCCGGCGCCUUCCUAUACUCGCUGACUGUGAUCACGACGAUCGGAUAUGGGAACAUAACGCCCCACUCCGAGUGGGGCAAGCUGGUGACCAUCCUUUAUGCGAUAAUCGGCAUGCCGCUGUUCCUGCUCUACCUGUCCAACAUUGGAGAUGUCCUGGCCAAGUCCUUCAAGUGGAUAUACUCCAAAGUGUGUCUGUGUCGCAUAUGCCCAGGCGUAGCCAAGCGCCGGAUUAUCCGCGAAAGACGAAAAAUGAGACAGUUGGCCAGAGCGCUCCAAAUGCAUGACAUGGAAAACGCCCGGGGCAGCAGUAGUUACACCAGCACUAGCAGCACUACCACUUCCAACAGCAGCAGUAGCGACUAUACCAGGAGCUCCCGGCAGAGUUCUAGCUUGGUAGAUAUUCCGUACAGUGACUCUGACUCGGAUAUUGAGCGAGAAAUACGAGGCAGCACGGACGAAAUUACAGUUCCAGUCACUGUCUGCAUAUUCGUUAUGGUCGGAUAUAUCCUCUGGGGAGCCCUGCUCUUCGGCCGUUGGGAGGACUGGAACUAUCUUGAUGGCAGCUACUUCUGUCUCAUUUCGCUUAGCAGCAUUGGAUUCGGGGAUCUGGUACCAGGUGAUCGGGUGAUCACUGCCGAUAGAGACAAAGUGGAGGUCAGCUUUAUUCUCUGCGCCAUCUAUCUGCUGCUUGGCAUGGCCGUGAUUGCCAUGUGCUUUAACCUGAUGCAGGAGCAGGUCGUCCAUAAUAUACGCGCUAUUAAGCGGGGAUUCAAGGCCUGCUUUCGGUGCCGGAGCUCUUAAAAGUUAUAAAGAAGUUUUGUCGUACAAAGUUAUAUUAUUAUUCACUGUUAA
Molecule: messenger RNA, 1848 nt
Organism: Drosophila rhopaloa
Lineage: Eukaryota; Metazoa; Arthropoda; Insecta; Diptera; Drosophilidae
Gene: sand
Product: TWiK family of potassium channels protein 18
Exons: 7
Coding region: 610-1797 (395 amino acids)
Biological process (GO): stabilization of membrane potential; potassium ion transmembrane transport
Cellular component (GO): membrane
Molecular function (GO): potassium ion leak channel activity
Source: RefSeq, a predicted model, not a curated record